AGCAUCUGUCUCUCUGUACAACUUGUGGGCCACGUGGCUGCCCUUCGCUCACUUGUCCUCCUGCCUUUCACCCCCGACCAGCAUCAGGCUGGAGAUGUCCCAGCCACCACAAGGCUGGCAUGCUUGGCUGGGGCUUGCAUAGUUACUGAGCAGGGGGCAGCCCGCUGCAGGAAAUACCUGCUGGCUCUGUGAGGUCAGGUUGCUUUUGUCCAGUGUUGCAUGCCUGUAAUCUCAGGAGGGAGUUUAUGCAGAUACGUAGCUAUGUGAUUGAAAUAUUUCACAUAGACACACACAUAGACACACACUCACAUUAGGAGAGCGAACUGACUUUUGACAGGAAAAUUGGAAAUGGGAACUGUCAAAGUCCUCUUGGAUAAGUUUUCGUGUGUUUCCUGGUUACCAUCAAUUAGUGGUUCAAUCGGUACCUAUGCCGCUCACUGCCCAGAUACCAAAAGCCCGUAUGACCGGAAUUAGAUAUGGUUUACUUUGAAAAACCAAGCCUCCGGCAACUGCUGAUCUCACACAAUUUCUGCAGCAAUGCAGUGCUCAGCGGUGGAGAAGACUAGUGUUUCCUAGCCUACUGGCCAGCAGCAUCGCUUAUUAUGCAAAACUUGAUCUCCCAGUAAAAGUGGUGUGAUGGGUAGGGGUGCUUGCUGACGUUCUGUUCUUGGCCCAGGAAGAGUUCAGCAUUUCUGAGGCAUUUGACAGCAGAACUGCAGUUAGGUAACUGUAUCCUAGUAAUUCAGCUGCUCUGUGUGCUCUGUUCCCACUGCAGUCUGAACCAGGAAGGCAGCUUGGAGCAGGCUGUACUGCUGCCUCCCUUCCUCUGUCCAUCACUCCUAGAUCUGCCUUGGCUGUUCCCUCCUAAGCAAUUCCCUUAGCCCUUGCCAUAAGUUAUUCCCUCCUUCAUGGCUUUUUCCUCCCCCUUCCUCAGAGCCUCUCCUUCCUCGGCUGUGUCUCUGCCACUGGCAGCCCCUGCAUGGUGCCAAGGUGUCAGCGUGGCAGCGCUCUUGAGCCUGUGCUGUGCGCCACACUGCACUUUUCAUGUGGGUGCACACACUGCUGAGCUGCGACGUGAUCGCUAUAUUGAUAUUAAAGACCCACAGAUUAAUUCUGAAACAUAGGCUGAGUAAAAUCGUCCAGACUCACAAGCCCUGGCUGUCAGUUCACUUCUGUUCUUGAGCCUAUCUGUGGAUGUACGAGCCAGUCACAAGAAUUCCACAUUUGAAACGUUCCACCCUUGUUUAUUACCUUUGCAAUGCACAUUAGUGCUGAAAAGAGCUCCAGAUUUGGAGUAUAAGGUAGUCUUUUGGGGAUAUGAAUGAAUGCUUUGUGCCAUUUUGCAAUUGAGAUGCUGCGUGCUGCAAGUUUGGCUCUUGGCAGAGCUCGUUUUAAUUUCUUGCUCUCUCCAUGCCUCUGAACACAUCCUCUCUGGUUUGACUCAAUGGACUUUGAUUACCUUAGUAUCUUGCAGGGGCUGGUCUUAGUCUAUCAACUCCACACUAAGGAUGGCAGAGGUUCCCAGGAAAAAAAACACUUUAACAUUUGGAAGAAGUUCAACUAACACAGCUAGACCACAGCCCUCAACUUCAGCCCGAGGAAGCCAGUUACGCCUGCAGUUUCCAAAGGGAAUAAGCCUCUUGUGAGAAGCACAGUUAUUCUAAUUUCCUUGCGGCCCAGAAAGAACUACUGAGACAGCAAUGGCGUGGUGGAAGGGCUGGAGUGAAGUGGAGGGCAGGUCCGUAACAGGUGCUUUCAGCUUUGACCCCAAGCCUGAUGCUCAGACUCUGUACAAAGCCAUGAAAGGGCUUGGUACUGAUGAGCAAGCUAUAAUUGAUGUCCUAACCAAGAGGAGCAAUAUGCAGCGUCAACAGAUUGCCAAAUCCUUCAAGGCACAGUUUGGAAAGGAUCUGAUUGAAAGCUUGAAGUCUGAACUGAGUGGCACGUUUGAGAGGCUCAUUGUAGCUCUCAUGUACCCCCCAAUCAAGUAUGAUGCCAAGGAGCUUUAUGAUGCCAUGAAGGGCGUGGGAACAAGCGAAGGUACCAUCAUAGAGAUCCUGGCAUCACGGACAAAAGCGCAGAUCAAAGAGAUAAUCAAAGCGUACAAAGAAGAAUAUGAUUCUAAUCUGGAAGAAGACAUAAAAUCAGAAACAAGUGGCUAUUUUGAACAGAUUCUAGUUUGCCUUCUUCAGGGUGAGAGGGACAAUGCCACUCUUUAUGUGGACACAGCACUGGCUCUCCAGGAUGCAGAGGCUCUCUUUGCUGCUGGGGAGAAGAUACGGGGCACGCAUGAGAUGCAGUUCAUUACCAUUCUGUGCACAAGGAGUGCCACACACUUGCUGAAAGUAUUUGAAGAAUACCAGAAACUUGCCAAUAAAAGCAUAGAAGACACUAUCAAGAGCGAAACUAAUGGUUCACUAGAGGAUGCCAUGCUGGCUAUUGUGAAGUGCACAAGGAGCAUCCACUGCUACUUUGCAGAGAGGUUGUACUAUGCUUUAAAGGGAGCUGGCACCGAUGAUGGGACUCUUAUAAGGGUGAUUGUUUCUCGAAGUGAAGUUGACUUAAAUCUUAUAAAAGCUGAGUUCAAGAGGAUUGCAGGACAGUCCCUCUCCAGCAUGAUUCUGGAUGACACAAGUGGCGAUUACAAGACAGCCUUGCUGAAUCUCUGUGGCAGUGAUGACUGACAAAAUCUAAGAGGAAGAUAUUGAAAUGGAUACAGAGAAAAAAUUAUCUGUGAAUAAGUAUCUGAAAAUGUACAUCUAGAAAAUCUUUCCAUCGAGCCAAGUGGAAAACAUGAUCAGAUUAGAGGUCAAGACUUCCAAAGCUUCCUAAGGGUGGUGGAUGCUCAGUACCCAUUAAA
Molecule: messenger RNA, 2860 nt
Organism: Struthio camelus australis
Lineage: Eukaryota; Metazoa; Chordata; Aves; Struthioniformes; Struthionidae
Source: RefSeq, a predicted model, not a curated record